AUGCAUGACGCAGAUGCCUGGCUGCUGCGCCACCUGUGGCCGGAGCUGGCACCGCUCACGCUGGGUGCCGGCGCGCUGGCCAUCGCAAGUUUCGUGAACUUCCGGACCGGCGCGCAGCUCAAGCAGGCCAUCGAGAGUGCCGAGGAAGGCCGGUCUUCGACGCGCAGCCUUUUGCUUUUCGGCCUGGGGGCUUUGGCAGGCUGCGUGAGGACCAUCAGCUUCGACAGCACUUCGGAGCGCCUCCGUGCCUCCAUGGCCGUGGAGGUCUUCGCCGCCCGGCUCUUGGAGGAGCCGCAGGUUUCCUCCCAGGGGGAGGCCUCGGCCUCCCAGGAGCAGAGGGCCUCCGUCUCCGUGGCCUCGAUGGAGAGCGACGUGGCCCUCUGCGCGGACUUCAUCUUGAAGCUCCAGAACUUGGUCCGCUACACGUCUUCGAUCGUGGGCGGGACAGUGACCAUGUUCCGUGCAUCCUGGAAGCUGAGUGCAGCUGUGUGGCCCCUCCUGGUCACCGGCGCCCUGCACGGAGCCCGGGCCGGCGCCAAGCGCUCUGCGAAGUCCGCGGAAGCCCUGGCAGCGACCCGGGAGGAGGCCUCGGCCUUUGCGGAGGAGCGGCUGCAGCACUUGGACCUCGUCCGAUGGUUCUGCCGUGCGGAGGAGGAAGCCAAGCAGUUUGGCAAGCUCUGCGACGCCUCGGUGGCCAUUGCCUCGCGGUCUGCGAGGGUCCGUGGAGCCUCCCACCUGGUGCUAGACUGGGCAGCGAAAUCUGUGCUCCUCGGACUGGCUUCUCUGGGGUCGCAGCUGGUCGCCCGCGGCGAGCUUACCGCUGGAGAGCUGACCUCCUACUUCUUCCAUGCAUCCUUUUUGGGCCUGGGUCUUUACGGCCUCGUGGGCCUCAUGCCGGAGGUCGCCGUAGCACGUGCGGCAGCUCGGAGAUUAGCCGGCGUUGUGGCGGCUGGGCGCAGGAAGGAGGCCAAGGCUGCCGACUCCACAUCUCUGUCAAAACCGCUGGCACCGCUGCCGCUCUCCUUCGAAGAUGUCCACUUCAGGUACUCGGAGGCGGAGGUCUUGUGUGGCUUCUCGCUGCAGCUCGCUGCGGGUGAGACUUGUGCUCUCGUGGGCUUAUCGGGAUGCGGAAAGACGUCCGCCCUUCGUCUGCUCUUGCGGGAUUUCGAGUCCUCCUCGGGCAAGAUCACGCUAGGUGGGCAGCUCGUGCAGAUGCUGGAUCUCGCUCAUGUCCGGACGCUGAUCUCCGUGGCGCCGCAGGCGCCAGCACUGCUGGGCACCAGCGUGGCCAGCGCCAUCGCGUUUGGAGCCAGCGGUGAGGCAAGCAAGGAGCAGAUCGAGGCGGCUUCCAAAGCGGCUUCGGCCCACGACUUCGUGAAGUGCAGGCCGCAAGGAUACGAGACGCCAGUUGGAAGAGGAGGAGAGCUCUUGUCCGGUGGCGAGCGACAGCGGCUGGCCCUGGCAAGGGCGCUGAUUCGGGAAGCGCCGAUCUUGCUGUUGGACGAGCCCACGUCCGGACUGGAUGCAGCGACUGCCUCGGCUCUGGCGCAGGCGGUCCUGUCUCCACGCCCCAGCCGGCCCACGACGCUGAUCGCAACGCACAGCCUUGCCUUGAUCCGGAGCUGCGAGACUGUGGCGGUGGUUUCGGGCGGCCGCGUCGUGCAGCGCGGCAGCUUCUCCGAGCUGAUCACCGAUUCCUCAGGGCACCUUGCGCAGAUCAUGAGGUCUGGGGAGCUCGAAGAGACCUAG
This is a messenger RNA of Symbiodinium sp. CCMP2456, 1749 nucleotides long. The record is from the annotation of a GenBank genome assembly. Lineage: Eukaryota; Dinophyceae; Suessiales; Symbiodiniaceae.